This is a messenger RNA of Ochotona curzoniae (black-lipped pika), 2382 nucleotides long. It is a transcript of the gene ARMCX5, whose product is annotated as armadillo repeat containing X-linked 5. NCBI's taxonomy places the organism in Eukaryota, Metazoa, Chordata, Mammalia, Lagomorpha, Ochotonidae. Bases 347 to 2026 code for a protein of 559 amino acids. The transcript is spliced from 2 exons. The record is from RefSeq and is a predicted model, not a curated record.
GUCUCCUAUAGGUCUGCUAUAGGGCUUGUCACCAUUGGAAACGAGGAGAGGAGGAGAAAAUUACUCCAGAUCAGUACAGGUUCAAGUUGAACUUCAGUGACAGAUCUGGUGGCCUUGGAGUUACUGAAGACCACCACCCUCCACAGGGCUGCACCCAAGCACAGCCGUCUUUUUCUACCUUAAGUGAGCUUCCUGUGCUUGUUGUCUAUAUUAUUGGUAGAGACUGUAGUUGGAGAGGGGGCUGAGUGACUGCUGGACUUUUUGUGAAAACAUCAGCCUGGGACUUACUUUCUUCAAGGGUCGAGGGGAAGAGUUUCAUAACUUGGCCUUGUCUUUAACUUGAACCAUGAUUCACUCUGGGGCUAGAGCAAGAGCUAGAGGGCCUGGCCAGAGAGCUAGAGUCAGUGAUCCUGCCAAUACUAAAGUGAAGGCUGAGAUCCAGGCAGCAGCUGAAGCAGCACCAAAAACAGAAUCAGUAAUGCAGGCCAGUGCUGGGGAUGGAUCAGUGGUCAGGACACAGACAGUGAUUGAGACUGUGGCCAUGGAUACGACAAGGAAGGGAAGGAAGAUGGAAGAUAAGGUUAAGACUAAAGUCAAGACUAAGACUAAGGCAGAACCUAGUAAACUGUCCCAAACGAAUUCAAAGGCCAUAGCUAUGUUUAGGGUCGGUGGCAUAACCAAGUCUGAAACCAAGGCUGUUGAUGACAGUGAGAAAAAUAUCAAAUCUUGUGUCAAGGCUAAUGAUAAGGCCAAUAUUGGGUCCAAACCUGAGAAAACUGAAGAGGUCAGCAUUAAGUCCAGAGCUAAGGGAAAAUGUAAUACUGGGAUCAAGUCAGGUGAUGAGAAUGAAAAAGAUGUCUGCUCCUGGUUCUGGACUGGAGAAGAAUCUAGUGUAGGAUCUUGGUUCUGGCCUGAAGAAGAGAUCCCUCCUCAAGUUUAUAAGCCACCACCUAAGAUUGAAGAAGAACCUGAGCCUAUACAUGAGCCAGUCCUUGCUAUAAAACAAAAAGCAAUAGCAUGGUCAAGGCCCCGAUAUAUUGUACUAGUCCCAAUUGAGGAAGGGGAGAAAUCCUUGCCUCCAGAAGGGAACUGGACCCUGGUAGACACCUUAAUUGAAACUCCUCUGGGAAUUCGGCCUCUAACCAAGAUCCCACCUUAUGGUGGACCUUACUUCCAGACCUUAGCUGAGAUCAAAGAUCAGAUUAGGGAAAAGGAAAAGUAUGGACCAAAUCCAAAGGCCUGCCGCUGUAAAUCAAAAACCUUUAGUUUAGAACCAGAAGAGUUUGAUAAGCUGGUUGCUCUACUUAGGUUAACUAGGGAUCCUUUCAUUCAUCAAAUAGCCACAAUGAUAAUGGGUGUCACUCGUGCUUAUCCAUUUACCCAGGAUAUAGUUCAUGAUGUAGGUAUUACUGUGAUGAUCGAGCACUUGAUCAAUAGUCCCGAUGUUAAAGAACGCCCUAGAGCCUUAAAUAUGAUGCGCAAUGAUUCUGAGUCCUAUGACGAAUCAAUAAUUGCAGAGUUAUACAUACAACAACUUUGUAAGGACAUAAAUUCUUUUUACUUGAAUUCCCCUUUGCAACUUGCUGGACUAAAAUUAUUAGCUCAAGUUAGUGUGGAAUUUGAGUACCACUAUAUAAUUACCAAUUACAUUGAAGAUUUACUCCUCUUUCUAAACAGGGGAAAUGUCAAAACCAAGUUUUACGUUUUAAAAGUUUUUAUGUGCUUGUCUAAAAAUCAGGCUAAUACAAGAGAUCUCAUCAGUGCUGAGGUACUGUCAUCGUUGCUUAUACCUUUUAACAAGAAUGAGUCAAAGGCCAAUAUUCUUAAUAUCAUUGAAAUUUUUGAGAAUAUAAAUUUCCACUUCAAAAAAAGGACAAAGCUAUUCACUAAGGAAAAGUUCACUAAAAAUGAACUUUUUUCCAUAUUCCAACAAACAAAAGUGCUGCAUCAGAAACUCCUAGAAUUAUCAGAUCACAGUGAUCCUGAAGUGAGAGAUAAACUCAUACGGUUAAUACUCAAACUCUGAAUAGCUGUGUGUCCUCGCAUAGCCUUGAAUUUUUUUAUAAUGUGGUUGCAAUGUAAACCCAAUGUAUAUUAUUAAGGAUAAAUUUGGUACUUAUAUUCUUUGUGUUGACUGAAAGAGUUCAGCUAAUCUUGAUAGACUGAAUAUUUGUUUCUUUGUUGCUGUUGUAUAUAAUAAAAAUUGGCAUAUUUUUAGUAUUUUUGCAACUUGACCUGCUGAUGGACCUAUUCAUGCUGAAUAAGCUAUAUAUAUGGAUAUAGAUAUAUAUAUAUAGAUAUACCUGUUCUUUAUAUUGAUAUAACUGUGUUCUUUUUGAAAUUUCAUUUAUAUUUUGUUAAUAAAGUUGUAUGCCAAAACUG